Messenger RNA from Cylicocyclus nassatus, 687 nucleotides. The record is from the annotation of a GenBank genome assembly. NCBI's taxonomy places the organism in Eukaryota, Metazoa, Nematoda, Chromadorea, Rhabditida, Strongylidae.
AUGUGUACACUGUCAAAGGAUUGUUCAACAGGACCGGAAAGAAUGGAUGCGCUGUUUCGUGUGGACGCUACUGCUGUUAUUGGUUUUGGUGGCAACCACGGAGGCACGAAAAAGGAAGAAAGAAUGUACAGAAAAGCGCAGGAGAAUUGGAGUUUAACUGAAGGAACCUGGGAAAACUCAAAUUCCAUAUUUUUAGUCAUUCAUUCACAGCAGGUGUCUCUACGAGCCUCGCGCAUUUGCAUAUGCCAAACAAAACAGAAUAUGAUGCGUCAUUUCGUUGCGUUUACGUUACUGUUAUUCGCUUUGCUAAUCUCAGUCGAGGCGACUAAGUGGGUGCCGGACUAUCUACUUUGCUCCCGUUUCGGUGAUUCUGCGUGCAGAGCGCGUUGCUUGAAACAAUCAAAGUGCGGAAACUGCAAAACAGUAUUCGAAGAAGAAGUUUUCUUUCCGAAAUGCUUCUGUGAGGAUUGUCGUGAUCAACAGAGGAAGAAACAGCUUCAUUGACCAGAUGCACGUCUUUUGAGGUUUUUGCGCAAAACACCAGUAUGAAAUCAUUAUGAUGCAAGUUAUUCAUGUUUCCACCACAAAACGAUAAUUCAAGUUAUCAGCAAUAUUCACAACUUAACAACCUACGAGAAAAAGCUGGUGUACUUAUUUUACCAUGCUAACACAAUUCUGUUCUUUGUC